UUACAUGCCAGGCUCCUCCCCCUACAGUGCCCAGAGAAGGUGAGAAGACCCGGACACAUCCUGGAAUCAUGCUGCAUGUGAGGAGGCUGGUGACCCGCUCCUGUGCGGGACUACGAUGGCACCACUGCGCCGCGGCCGAAGUCAAGAACGAGCCGAUCCUGGAAUUCAACCACGGCAGCCCCGAGAGAGCCGCUCUCCAGAAAGCACUCCAUGAACUGGAAGAUAAGACGGAGGAGAUCCCGUGUGUGGUUGGAGGAGAAGCGGUGUGGACCAAAGACAUCAGAUACCAGGUUUCGCCGUUUAAUCAUUCUCACAAAGUGGCCAAAUAGUGCUAUGCCGACCAGGAACUCCUCAACAAAGCCAUCAAUGGCGCGCUAUACGCCCGCAAGGAAUGGGACCGCCGGCCGCCCGAGGACCGCGCACAGAUCUUCUUCAAAGCCGCCGACCUUCUGAGUGGCCCCCGGAGAGCCGAGGUUCUGGCCAAGACCAUGAUUGGACAGGGCAAAACCGUUAUCCAGGCCGAAAUCGACGCGGCCGCUGAGCUCAUCGACUUUUUCCGAUUCAACGCCAAGUACGCCUUGCAGCUGCAGCACGAGCAGCCAAUCAGUGUGCCGAUCAGUACCAACACUCUGGUGUACCGCGGCCUGGAGGGAUUUAUUGCCGCCGUCUCUCCGUUCAACUUCACCGCCAUUGGAGGAAACCUGGCCGGGGCUCCGGCGUUGAUGGGAAAUGUCGUCCUGUGGAAGCCCAGCGAUACGGCCAUACUGGCCAGUUAUGCGGUAUACAACGUCCUCCGUGAAGCCGGCCUUCCCCCCAACAUUAUACAGUUUGUCCCGGCAGAUGGCCCGGUCUUCGGAGAUACCAUCACCGGCUCCGAACACCUCAGCGGAAUCAAUUUCACAGGAAGCUUUCCAACCUUUAAGCGGCUUUGGAAACAAACUGCAGAGAAUCUGGACCGGUACCGGACCUUUCCCCGCCUGGCUGGAGAAUGCGGUGGGAAAAACUUCCACUUCGUGCACAAGUCAGCCGACGCCGAGAGCGUGGUGUACGGCGCCAUCCGAUCGGCCUUCGAGUACAGCGGUCAGAAAUGCUCGGCCUGCUCGCGGCUCUACGUUCCCGACUCUCUGUGGCCCCGGAUCAAAGCCAGGCUGCUGGAGGAACACGCCAAGAUCAAAGUGGGAAAUCCCGCCGAUGACUUCAGCACCUUCACCUCCGCCGUUAUUGAUGAAAAGUCCUUCAGGCGGAUACAAGGCUGGAUCAAACACGCCAAAGAGUCGCCCAACCUCGCCGUCCUGGCCGGAGGGAAGUGCGAUGACCGAGUUGGAUACUUUGUAGAACCCACAAUCAUCGAGACCAAAGAUCCCAGAGAGAAGAUCAUGGCGGAGGAAAUCUUCGGACCGGUGUUGGCGGUUUACGUGUAUCCAGAAAACGAGUAUAAGGACGUCCUGAAACUGAUAGAUUCCACUUCCCCGUACGGCCUCACGGGGGCAGUGUUUGCCCAGGAUAAGAAUGUUCUACAAGAAGCUACAGAGGUUCUGAGGAACGCCGCAGGGAACUUCUACAUCAAUGAUAAAUCCACGGGGGCCGUUGUGGCCCAGCAGCCCUUCGGAGGGUCCCGAGCAUCAGGUACAAACGACAAGCCCGGAGGUCCCCAUUACAUCCUCCGCUGGACCUCCCCGCAGGUCAUCAAGGAAACGCACGUCCCUCUGCGGGAAUGGAAGUACCCCUACAUGCAAUGAGAUGGGCGCCAUCUUCUUGUUUUUACCUAUUAUAAGGAAUGAACAAUUUUACUUUCCAGACUACUAAUUCAUCCAACCGCAGAGCAGCGUUCUACAACCAAGAUUUUAAAUUUAAAUAUAUAUUUUAGCUACAAUAAUCUGUUUUUAAAAAUGAGAAACAAUUUUUUUUUUUUUUACUAUUAUGGACACCCAGAUGACCGAGGAAAAACUACAAGGAAGAUCCAGAGAUUGUGACAAUUAAAAACGCGGCACCUAUGGACGCAACGCGCUGGGGUGGGGGUCAUCUGGCCCAAUGGUAGCUUGAGGGAGGGGAGGGGGGGUUGCUGUGGAUGGGGAAAUUAUAAUGCUGCUGGUGGUAUUUUAUUUAAAGGAGACCUGUGUGUCCCAAUCAGUGCUGCCUCUUCAGUGCACAUCAGUGAAGGACAAAAAUUACUUAUUUACAACAUUUUAUAACAGACACAUUGGCAAUCGAAAAUAGCGAUGGCUAUAGUCUCUCUGAAAUAAUACAUCUUUUUUUUUUUUUUUGUAUAUUGAAUAAACUACCUUGUCAGUCCGUCUUACAAUGUGGCCUGAUCAAGAUGCUUACAUACUCUCCAGUGGAUCUAACAUACCCGUAUAUACCUCGAGUAUAAGCCGAGGCACCUAAUUUUACAA
Molecule: messenger RNA, 2393 nt
Organism: Rana temporaria (common frog)
Lineage: Eukaryota; Metazoa; Chordata; Amphibia; Anura; Ranidae
Gene: ALDH4A1
Product: aldehyde dehydrogenase 4 family member A1
Exons: 15
Molecular function (GO): L-glutamate gamma-semialdehyde dehydrogenase (NAD+) activity
Source: RefSeq, a predicted model, not a curated record